Messenger RNA from Aphidius gifuensis, 572 nucleotides. Its product is annotated as chromosome transmission fidelity protein 8 homolog. The transcript has 2 exons. Gene Ontology annotation, cellular component: Ctf18 RFC-like complex. The coding region runs from base 164 to 502 and encodes 112 amino acids. The record is from RefSeq and is a predicted model, not a curated record. Gene Ontology annotation, biological process: mitotic sister chromatid cohesion. NCBI's taxonomy places the organism in Eukaryota, Metazoa, Arthropoda, Insecta, Hymenoptera, Braconidae.
GUGAAAACAUUAAACAUUUACAAUUUUUUAUUCAGUUUUUUUUUCCCCUCCAGAAACACAUGAUUAAGCCAUCAUUACACUGUGCAUAAUAAUAUCUACUUGUCUACAAAAAUACACAAAAAUAUUAUUUAUUUGGCGGCAAGAGAUAAUCGAAAACAAUGACAUGAUUGUCUCCAUAAAACGAAAUGAUAGUGAGCUAUCAGAGUGGGUGAUGAUUGAACUUCAGGGUGAAUUAGAACGAGCAUCAUCAGAUCCAAGAAGUGGUGAAUUUAUUGGUGAUUUGCAUUAUAAUAAAUCUGGAAUACCAAUAUUAAUUAUUGGAAUGCACAUGAUACUUGGUAAAGAAACAAAGCUUGAUAAGCCUUUGGCUGUUUUGGAAAAAAAAUCUGUUAAAGAUGAUGAUGAUAAUGAUUGUUACAUUGUCAAAUCAAUCAUUAGAAAAAAAUUGAUUUUUAGAGGAAGACCAAAGCCAAUUGUCAGCGAUGUUCCACUGUCAAUAUAAAAUGUUUUUUUUUCAUCAGUAAAAUAAUUAUCAUGAGCUUAAUUUAAUAAUAAAAAAUAAAAAUGUUAAA